Cladophialophora immunda is the source of this 3297-nucleotide messenger RNA. RefSeq lists its product as uncharacterized. Gene Ontology annotation, molecular function: small GTPase binding; guanyl-nucleotide exchange factor activity. The coding region runs from base 215 to 2587 and encodes 790 amino acids. Lineage: Eukaryota; Fungi; Ascomycota; Eurotiomycetes; Chaetothyriales; Herpotrichiellaceae. The record is from RefSeq and is a predicted model, not a curated record. The transcript is spliced from 2 exons. Gene Ontology annotation, biological process: vesicle-mediated transport. Gene Ontology annotation, cellular component: cytosol; endocytic vesicle.
AAACAACGCACCACGAAUCCUCUGCGGAUGAGCCGGGUCUGGGGUCAGUUGCGACUCCUAGGCACAGCAUUGUUGAUGGUUUCUCUUUGGAGCAAAAGGAUGCUCUUCUAAGACCUCCCAUGCUGGCUGCCUGAGAUAGGCUGACAGCGCAGUCCAGGGUAUUUGUCUGUCCACUGGCUUCCGCACUCGAGACCGUCACAUCUUGAUCUUCAUCAUGUCGAGGAAUAUCUCAACAGGCUCAAUGAAGUCGAGACCCUCUGCUCUUCCCACGAAAUCCUUUACUCGCUACGAGCCUCCUGCUCCCUCCUCUUCCGCGGGUAGAAAUAGAGCCAGCACCAUCCAAUCCGUCACCUCUCUGAAAUCCCCAAAGAAGCAGGACUCUUCUCCGGAAGACAUCUUCGAAAAGCCUAUAAAUGAGGAAGAUGAGCCCGCAUCCCCAGACCUGGGACGGGUCAACAGCCUUCCCGAUCGGUUUGACGAAUUGCCCAUAGAGUUGGCAAGCCUGACCGACAGAUUCAUUGAGUCCCUCAGUGCUAAAAUAUACAAUGAGCCGCCGACGAUCGAACAGCUGUCGGAACUGUUUCAGGAAUUCUAUGCUCGGGCAUCUGGAGCAAUCUCCAUUCACAUUUCCGCGCUCAAAUCCCGCCUUCAUCGAGACCAUUCGCCUACACCCUCGAAACCUUCCUCGCGCUCCAGACCUCUGCAAACCAAACCUUCAAGUGAUUCUCUGGGACCAUUGGACCAAAGAGGAAGCUCCCAGCAGAUGCUGACGGCUUCCGAGGUCACGGAGAGACGCAAACAGAGAAAACUGUUGGAAUACAAGAGGAUCGUCCUAGAAGAGGCAGUGGAGAAAAGAGUAUGCGAGAAGGUCUAUGACAAAAUAUGGAGACACAAAAGUACCCUGGAUGAGGUCAGAGACGAGAAGCUGAGAUCGAAAACAGCAGCAUUAGCAUUGGUAGGGAUAGGCCUGAAAGACUUGGGUAUUGAUUGGAGCGAAGACACUGAAAAGUCGGUCGAAGACGUUCAAGCUUCACUGGCUCCCGCGAGAGAGAGCCUGGCUAAGAUGAAUGAAGAGCAUUAUCCGCUAGGGAAGUUACAACACCUCACCACCGCCCAUAAGGCCGUUGUGGACACUCUGUAUUCAAUACACCCGUCCUCAUCCUCUGCCGACGAGAUCCUGCCGACUCUGAUUUACACCUUGAUCACGUCCCCAGUUGAAGGCAUCAACAUUAUUAGCAAUCUUUAUUUCAUCCAGCGAUUCAGAGCGGCACCAAAGAUCGACGGCGAGGCCGCUUAUUGCCUCACAAAUCUGGAAGCUGCUAUCACCUUUCUGGAAGAUGUCGACCUAGCGAGCCUGAGGGCGGAUGAACUGCCAGAAGGCCCCAAGAAGGCUCCCUCCCAGUCAGAAGGAGACGGUGGCUCGGAUAAGCUUGAAGCCUUUCCCUUGUUGCCAGAAUCGGUCCCUGCACCCUUGUCUCCGACAACAGCCACUUCGACGUCCAAUGCUACGGGCACAGCAAUCCAAACAAGUCAAACUUCGUCGAUCGUCAAAUCCCUUCCCGGAAAGUCCACGCCUACUCCCUCUACACGACAUCAACGUACAUUCUCGGACCUUCUCCAGCCCAUAAGCAACGCGAAUGAAGCCGUUCGCUCCACGGCAGAGGAAGGCUUCAAAAACAUCUCCAAUAGCCUAGACAACAGCUUUAAAUUUCUCCUUGGCAAAUUGAAGGAACGAGGCACCGAAGGUCCCAACACUGAAGUUAUCCUUCCCAAGACGCUGGACGAGGCCAGGCAACUUGUUAGUCGGCCGUUAACCCCGGACGAAGACGACCAUGCUCUCAGCGAAUCAAGCUCCGUACAUGAUGGGCAGACUAGCCCAAUGCCCUCCAGUUUGACAAAGACCGAAGAGAAACUCCUAGGCUUGUUAGGAGGACGAAAAGCAGCUGUCCGGGAGCGAAGUGUGGACAGCGUGAAGAGCAAUGGAAGCGGCACCGGAAAAAGAGUGGGCUUCCUUCCAGGAAACACGAAUUCGCCUCCAAAUGGUCCUUCUACAACACCAGCAAGCGGACCUCCGCAAAAACCCACGCCACCAGCAACACAACCGACGACCACCAAUCCCCUCGAGACGGUGAAGAAUUUUGGCACCAGUCUCAAUCCAAUGAGCCACAUAGGUUCUGCAUUUGGUGGUGCAUUUGGACGGUUUGGUGGCAGGGCAGUUGCUGCUUCAGCUUCUCCUCCAGCCUCACAGACCCCUCCUACGCCAACGAUAGUUGUGGCCCAGGAGCACAAGGAAGAUUCACCAGAGGGGAAAAUCAAACACGAAGCCGCCUUGCGAUCGCCCGAUCACAAUGAAUUGGUGGCUAUAAAGGCCGCGCCGCCCAUUACAAGAUUCAUGAAGCUGGCUGAUGCGAAAGAAUUAAGGCUUGGCGAGGUGCAAGAAUUGCUUGGUGAUUAUCAGCGGCUGGCGAAAGUGUUGGGAAAGCUGGUAAUGAAGGCUCAGAACGAUGCUGAGACGGAGGCAGGUGAGGCAAGCGACACGGCUGAGGCUGAGCCACAUGCGACCACAAGCGAGAGAAGCAAAAGUUGAGGGCUGUAAUGGCUGCCCUCUAUCUUUAUCCACCAGAACAUUUGAAGCCGGUCUCAAGCGAUUGACUCAUUGAGUCCCUUUUUGCCAGACGCAGGCCUCGGCAGCGACAGUGUGCGGAAUCUCACAACACUGCCCAAACGGCGUUGUUGAUGAUACAUUUCUCAAUCCUCCUCCCGAACCAGUGCGGCAUUUUGCAAAAUCGGCAUCCCUGACUAGGCAACUACCCGGCUUUCCCAUCGACUAGAGGAGAGCAGAACCUCAACAUCAUCAUCGGAGCUGUACAGCAAAUGCUCGUCAUGAGAUUCGAACCCCAACACCCUGAGAGGUGGUUCCUUCGACAUGACAAUCACGUCCGAAGACGGAACCGUUAGAGCGACUGGCCACUCCGUGUCUCCGAGAGAUGAGACGAAUUCAAGCCGCACUCCCUCCUGCAAGAGGAAUUAAUGCUAGGUCCAAAUCGGGAGUGGUCAGGUCAUAGAUGGAGCAAGUAGGGAAUCCUUCCAACAGCCCUGAUAGCUUCACAGUUAGUCGGCGGGUCCCUGGUACCCGGACAGACAGAACAGAUAUAGACAAUCUGGAAGUAGCAAACUCCAGCGAAAUCAAGCCGAAUUUCACCUUCUGUUGUACGCAUAUCUUCUUAGUCGCUCGAUAUAUAUCUCCUGUGCGUGGGGAAGGGCAUAAACAACAUCGCUACAGAGAGGAGUAGUUUG